AUGAUUGCCGGGCCAGCAGGGGACGACAGGUACCGCAUGGUGGAGGACGAGCUGCUCGCCACGGCGGGCCUGUUCACCGCGCACCUCCACCGCGCCGAGUACACGCGCCUCAAGAGGCUUGCGGCGGCGCAGAACGCGGCGGCGAUCCGGGAGAUGGAGCGGCCGGUGGUGCCUGGGCCGGCGACGGCGACGGCCACGAGGCGAAGGGGGCGUGCUGCGCGGACGGCGGCGCGGCGAGGGCUGGUGCGCGGCGAGGGGACCCGGGGGGGAAGCAGCCUGCAGGGAUUGAUGGAGACGCCGCGCGGGGAGGGUGCGCGCUUGACGGGCGUCGGUUUGGGCGCGGCGUCGCGGCUGCGAGAGGCUGUCGUUUCUGCUCGUCUGCCGGAGGAGGUUGGGGGCAGCAGGGGGGAUGGCGAGGCGCCGUCUUUUGCUGGGGCGGUGGAUGAUGACGAUGGCGAUGAUGAUCCUUUUGGCGUCAGGCAGAGGCGGGUGAGGCGGGAGAAGUCGAGGGAGCAGAUGGUCAGGAGGACGGGUGAGCGGGAGACGCGGUCGCCCAAGAGGCCGGAGCGGGAUACGAUACCUGGCUUCUUUUGA
Messenger RNA from Metarhizium brunneum ARSEF 3297, 594 nucleotides. RefSeq lists its product as uncharacterized. The record is from RefSeq and is a predicted model, not a curated record. NCBI's taxonomy places the organism in Eukaryota, Fungi, Ascomycota, Sordariomycetes, Hypocreales, Clavicipitaceae.